AUGGCAGUGAUGACGAACGAGACGUGGCCACAUCCAUUUUACGUACCCCACUAUCUUCUCCGCGGUGAUCCAUUCGCCUCAAGACUCUCGAAAGAAGCGGACAUUGUCGCAGCUUUUUACAUCCUCAUUAUAGGUGUUUUGUCUGCCACGGGAAAUGGAUAUGUGUUGUAUAUGACUAUCAAGCGCAAAACUAAGUUGAAGCCUCCAGAGCUCAUGACUUUGAAUUUAGCCAUCUUUGACUUUGGCAUAUCAGUGACAGGAAAGCCCUUUUUUGUUGUUUCUAGUUUCUCCCACCGUUGGUUGUUUGGUUGGGAGGGCUGUCAGUUCUAUGGCUGGGCAGGCUUUUUCUUCGGCUGUGGGAGCCUCACCACUAUGACUAUGGUCAGCCUGGACAGAUACCUCAAGAUCUGCCAUCUAAGUUACGGGACAUGGUUAAAGCGACAUCACGCCUUCCUCUGCUUGGUCUUUGUGUGGAUGUAUGCAGCCUUUUGGGCCACUAUGCCCAUUGUGGGCUGGGGAAGCUACGCCCCAGAGCCUUUUGGGACCUCCUGCACUCUGAAUUGGUGGCUGGCGCAAUCUUCUGUAUCUGGCCAAAGCUUUGUAAUGUCUAUCCUUUUCUUCUGUCUUGUCCUUCCGACUGGUAUUAUGGUCUUCUCUUAUGUGAGGAUUAUCUUUAAAGUGAAGUCUUCUGCAAAAGAAAUCUCACACUUUGAUGCCCGAGUCAAUAACAGCCAAAACCUUGAGAUAAAACUAACAAAGGUAGCAAUGCUAAUCUGCGCAGGAUUUUUAAUAGCCUGGAUCCCGUAUGCAGUUGUGUCGGUGGUGUCUGCGUUUGGGGAGCCAGACUCAGUGCCCAUACCAGUGUCUGUCAUCCCUACUCUGCUCGCCAAAUCCUCAGCGAUGUACAACCCAAUUAUCUACCAGUUGGUGGACUUGAAGAAUUCCUGUUCACCCUCUUGCUGGAAGGUCCUGGAGAAACGCAGGCAUUUUCGAAAGUCAAGGUUGUACACAAUUUCCGGUUCGCUGAAGGACAAACGAGAAGCUAAAGAAGCUCAUGUUGAAAUGUGA
Nerophis lumbriciformis (worm pipefish) is the source of this 1068-nucleotide messenger RNA. Lineage: Eukaryota; Metazoa; Chordata; Actinopteri; Syngnathiformes; Syngnathidae. The record is from RefSeq and is a predicted model, not a curated record.